AUGCCAAGCACUAAUUGGAGAGACAUACUGGCUAACCGAGACCGGCGACAAUUCCCCGAGGUGGUUGUGCCUCUCGAAAGCGCCCCGUUGAAAACCAGGAAUGAUGCGAAUGACUCCGACAAUACCCAGGACGCGGCCUCCAUACAAGAAAAGGGUGCCACUGCCGGCCAUGGACAAACCACGCUGACUCUAGAGGUCCUGCGAGCUGAAAUCCUCGCAGAGACGACUGCAUCGGGUCACAAUACUGCCUAUGACCGCAAAGCAAAGGUCAUCAACAGAGCGAUUCAAGAUAUUGGCAUGGGCCGCUAUCAAUGGGGUCUUUUUGUCCUAUGUGGUUUUGGCUGGAUCGCUGACAACCUGUGGUUACAGGGAGUUGCCUUGACACUAACCCCGGUUGCCAAUGAAUUUGGUAUCUCUGAAAGCCAUUCUCGAUUUGCUACCUGCGCCCUCUUUGUUGGUCUAAUCAUAGGUGCUUCCUUCUGGGGCAUUGCUUCAGAUGCCAUUGGUCGACGCCCUGCCUUCAACAUGACGCUGUGUAUCUGUGGUGCAUUUGGUCUCGCUGCAGGUGGUGCACCCAGCUGGGUUGGCCUAUGUGCAUUGUAUGCCUGUCUAGGUCUUGGUGUCGGUGGAAACCUCCCUGUUGAUGCUGCAGUCUUCCUCGAGUGCCUACCGCCGAACUCGGCUAGUAUUCUGAGUGGACUGGCUACCUGGUGGUCGGUUGGCACUUUGAUUUCCAGUAUGCUUGCCUGGGCUUUUAUCCCCAACUUCUCUUGCGCAAGCGCUGCUACUUGUACCAAGGCAGACAACUGGGGUUGGAGAUACUUGGUUCUCUCCCUGGGUGCUAUUACAUUUGCCAUGUUCCUUUGCCGUUUCCUCCUCUUCACCCUUUACGAGUCCCCCAAGUUCUUGGUAUCUCGUGGCCGCCAAGACGAGGCUGUCGCCGCCGUGCAGGGAAUCGCUCACAAGAACAAGACCACAACCUGGCUUACCGAAGAAAUCCUGAAUGAAAUCGGUGGCGAGCCCGAGGUAAAUGAGACGCAGUCUUUGUCCUAUGGAGAAAUCAUCAAGAGAUCGCUGGAAAGAUUCUCCAUGCAGCAAGUCGCGCCGCUGUUCGCAACCAAGCGACUUGGAAUUUCGACUGUACUGAUCUGGUUCUGCUGGACCUGUAUCGGAUUGGGCUAUACUCUAUUCAACGCCUUCUUGCCCCAAUACCUAAGCGCCAACUCUUCCACCUACGUGACCUACCGUAACUACGCCAUUACGGCUGUCUGUGGUAUCCCAGGUCCCCUUCUUGCAUGGGUUCUGGUCGAUAACCCCUACCUUGGCCGGAAGGGCACGAUGGCAGGUUCGACCGUUAUCACAGGUGUCCUGCUUUUCUGCUUCACAGCAUCCAAGGACCCCAACGUUCAACUCGUCUGUUCUUCACUGGAGUCCUUCUUCCAGAUGGCGAUGUACGGUGUUCUCUAUGCCUACACACCCGAAAUCUUCCCAGCCCCGAACCGUGGUACCGGAACUGGUAUUGCUAGUUGCCUGAACCGCAUUGCUGGUUUGAUGGCGCCCAUCAUUGGUAUCUAUGCUAGUAUUGACCCUAUCACGCCGAUCUACGUUUCUGGAGCGCUUAUCCUCGCCGCUUUUGUCGCAAUGGUCUUCUUGCCAAUUGAGACACGGGGAAAGCAGUCUCUUUAG
Messenger RNA from Penicillium pulvis, 1686 nucleotides. RefSeq lists its product as uncharacterized. Gene Ontology annotation, biological process: transmembrane transport. NCBI's taxonomy places the organism in Eukaryota, Fungi, Ascomycota, Eurotiomycetes, Eurotiales, Aspergillaceae. Gene Ontology annotation, cellular component: membrane. The record is from RefSeq and is a predicted model, not a curated record. Gene Ontology annotation, molecular function: transmembrane transporter activity. The transcript has 7 exons. Bases 1 to 1686 code for a protein of 561 amino acids.